AUGCAAGAAAAUGACAAAUUCUUCUGCGCAUACAAACGCUACAAAAUCUGCCCCAAGAUGGAGAUACCAACAACAAAGUAUCUAGCAGAUUACUUAUACGUCGUGCAUGAGGAUGUGCCAUUCCGUUAUUAUCGCAAAACAAAAUGCUCGAUAUUUCGUGGUCUUGUGCUGUGCAUCUGCUUGAACGUCACCUACGCCAACAUCGUGCGUUUCCCGAGAGAACUGGACAAAUACGGUUCUUCGUAUUUGAUUCCAUACAUAACACUAUUGUUUCUAGUCGGCUUGCCAAUUAUCUUAUUGGAGAUAUCAGUGGGACAGUUUUUGGGCCAAAGUGCAGCGCACACCUGGACCGCCUCGCCCAUAUUUAAAGGCGCCUGCAUCAUCAGCCGCUUCGCUUCAUGGCUGUCGACAAUUUGGGUAUCGCUGCAAGCGGUCUUGGCAGUGGCCUACAUCGGCAUGUUCAUCGUCAAUACGCUGCCUUUUCGGGAGUGUGUGGGCAACGUGAAGAUGGCGCUGAAUGGCUACACAGUGACAGGCAACAGCGGGCAAGAAUGCUUGCAGCGUACAUUCUUAACGCCGUUCUGGGAGAAUCCCAUGUAUUUCGGCAUGCUGGCCGUUGGACUGAUCGGCAUUUGGAUUGUGGUCAUGUUGUGCACGCACAAUGGCCGCUUCCUGCGUCGCAGCCUCUUYUUCUUCGGCAUACUGGGCUUUCUGUUGCUGUGUUGCCUCACCGGCUGGGAAGUGCACAACUCGUUCCAGCGUUCAUACUUCCCCGAGCUCUGGCCGUUCGAUUCGACGUUACUCAUGGACUCCAACAUCUGGUUCAAUGCAUUGAUGCAGGUACUUUUCGCCACAAACUGCGGCUUUGGCGCUUUGCCCGCAGUCACCGGGAAAUUUCUGUACAAAGGCGAUGCCGUGCGCACAUCAAUCGUUUAUCUUUGCUUCAACUUGCUGGUGAAUGCAAUUGCUGUCACCUUAUUUAUGGUACAAUUCGACCUCUCGGCGAAUAGUGGAUCCAUGAUUGAGGAGCUCAAGCCACUCACGGCUGUCUACGAUCGCAUUAUGUAYGAUCGCCCCAGCAACGAGCUUAUCGCACGCAUUAUACCCGUACUAAUUUAUGCGUUGAUCGUUAUUUCCGCUAUUGUGGCAAUGAYGGUAUCCAUCUACACGGUCACACGGUUGGUGCCGCGCCAUCCGAAUUACGUCAUCAGCUUGGUGGCGCUCGUAAUGACGAUCAUAUCGCUGGCCGCGCCGAAAUUCAUAAUUGCGCGCAUUUUGGAUACGCGUAUCGUGGGCACAAUCUUAAUUACGGCGCUUGUCUUCGAGUUGAUUGCGAUCAGUUGGAUUUAUGGCGUCAAGAAUAUCUACACUGAUUUGGAAUUCUCUAUUGGACGGCCGAUCUUCAAAGGCUGGAUGUGGAUGUGGUGCAUUUGCCCAGCCAUACUCACAGCGUUGUUGGUGUGGUGGUGUUCGGACGACGAUCAGUACGAUCUGCUKGCGGAGUACGUACCACGUUGGGCACCCAUUCUACUCGCGCUAGCCGUGAUCUUUAUAAUAGCUUGUGUGCAGAUAUUCCGUCAAGUUGAGUACAAUUUCUUCGGCAUGAUCUGCGAGGCCUCAAAAUCGGCGAAGGAGUGGGGACCAACCGAUCCCUUAGCUCGCCAUGCCUGGAAGCAAUGGCGUUCGGUGUGCCAAGAUACUGGGCGACGUGAUUUCACGCUUCGCCGACGAGGUACUCGCGACUACACGCACUCCAUCAAGAAAGGACAAUAUUCCAGUUCUAGCAAAUAUGCGAACGGUCACGCCGCGCAACAGAACUGGAAGCAAUCUACAACCGGCAACAGUUCGCCCAACUACAGUGGUUCAAUGUUCGGUGAUUCCGCGAUUGAGGAAGACAUUAGCGUCGAUAAGUUUCCUGGUGUUUCACAACAGUUUAUGCCCUUCCAGAACAGUGAUGGCAAGCCACUGCGUUAUUCAAAUCGCUCACGCGCUCAGCCACAACAACGUUCCAAUACGCAGCAACAACAACAACCACAGCAACAAUACAAGGAUCAACACAGACAAUAUCAGAAUCAGCUGCUUGACGAUGAGCCACUGCCUAGCCCGCCACCACCACCUCCCAGCCACGUGCACGCCAUGCGUGCGCACAACGCGAACGCCGACAAGCAUCGUGAGAUAGUCUAUAUACGCCGACUUUCUGAGGAUGGUCGCCAUGCGACGCGCAUCGAAAUAACACCCUCAAACGAGUCUAUCACAUACGGCAGCUCGAAUGCCAUCACAGCCAAUGGCGGCGYGCGGAAUCCGAUGAGCCGCGUCAGUGCAAGUGGCCCAAACGGCGCCGCUUACGUGAAGCGSUCCUCCAGCACCAGCAUGGCCGAACACAACCGACACUCGAUCGUGAGUGUGGGCGGCGGUGGCCUCGUAGCAGGUAUCGCUGGCGGCAAACUGCCACCUCACAAUGCCAAUGGCAGUGCGGACCACAUCUGCUGGCGGAAGUUCACGGUGAAUCCGCAGGAGUACUCCACGGAGUUGUGAGCGCCAAACACAUUUGCUGCCACGACGAAGCAUCGACGUAAAAAUAUUUAAUACACACCAACAACAAAAGACUUUUCCGUACCCAAGACAAAUUCGUUAUAAAAAUUACUUUGUAGUUAUUGUAGUAAUGCAUUAGUAAUAAUCAGACAUUUAGUAAUUGUAGUUGUAGUAGUGUAAUAUAAACACCUAGACAAUUCCAAAUUGAAUUCCAAUACUUGUCGCAGAGUCCUAUUCUCUCUUUUACUUAAGGUCAAUUGAAAAAAAAAAAACUUUGUAAAUAUUUAACCAAACUUAAAUUAAUGAAUUGAUAUUUUGUAUAAGCUUUAACUGCAGAGUUCAGAUUAAAACGACUAACCCGGUAGCAUAAGUAAUUAAAAUUAACGAAUGAAAAUCUCCUUGAUCAUAGAUAGUUUAAGAAAAGGGCGGUUGGAGGCGCGAGCGCUGCCGAGGACUUUAAGAAGUAAAUAACUGUUAAGCAAAACUAAAGAGAAAUUGUGUUUAUUCGUAAAAGAGAUACGAAAUAAGAGAAUGUAAGAUUAAGGAAUGAAUUUAAAGAAAGUAUAAGGAAAAUUAGCUUCGGUGCGCACAAAAGUAUGCAAAGCAAAUAAUUAAAAGCCAUAUUUAAAGCGCACUGAAUUAUUUAGAGUCAUGAAGUUAAGGCUCGAGUGGCAACAAUUGUUAAUYGAAAUUAAGUAACAUGUUUGUAUCCGAGAAUAAGUUUUAUCAACAAAAAGGAAAAUAGUUAUGAACCCUUAAAGUGCGCCCGCGUCCACCAUCUGUAUCUUGAAUUUAUAGUAUUGCGUGAAGCCAACAGCCGCACUUCUGUUGGCUACGCAAACUAAAGAACGCAACGAAAAAUAAUAUUAGGAAUUAUGUAUACUAAAAUUGAGUAAAUAAAAUCAAAUGAAAGACAUUGUAAACAAA
Molecule: messenger RNA, 3459 nt
Organism: Bactrocera latifrons
Lineage: Eukaryota; Metazoa; Arthropoda; Insecta; Diptera; Tephritidae
Product: sodium- and chloride-dependent GABA transporter 1-like
Exons: 5
Coding region: 1-2535 (844 amino acids)
Biological process (GO): sodium ion transmembrane transport
Cellular component (GO): membrane
Source: RefSeq, a predicted model, not a curated record